AAGACCAUUGAGGCCGAAAGAACACUCGCUGUGAUCGGCACAUUUGACAAGAUAAUUAAAAUUACUGAAAGCUGAUUGUUGGUUAAUUAGGCCCUAAAUGUUUGGGCAGGUGAUUUUAGAACAUUGAUGGGCCAUGUAGCCGGCUAGCAAGGUAGGCCUCAGUACAGAAAACAUUCUUGUGGUGGGAAAAUGGACAGAUGAUCUAUGGUUAGUCAUCUCCUCAGAAUGUAGGUGUGUGCAGUUUUAUUGAAAUCUCGGUCAUCAUCCUCAAUGACGUUGCUUUUGUCCUGACAUCGCUCGUCUUACUAUUUCUUUACUCAUUGUUUGAUCCCCGCCACUAAGUGUGUCGACCCAACAGUUAUUCAAAUUAUUAUAGGGGAAAAUGGAUGAGCAUACGAUAGAAUGGAUUCUAACAGACUUUGAAACUGACCCAGUGUCAGGUAUACAAUUGUCAGCGUUAGUGUUUAUGAUAUAUUAUGGGUUUGAACUGCAUAACUUUCUAUUGGACAUUUCUGAUGCAACCGUUUUAAAGUACCCGUUAAUGUUGUAUGACGUUGGUCGAUCAAGUUCUUAUUUAGCUGGCAGUUGUGGUCACGGCUUUUUCUUGAAUUCUCACAUCAUAACUGACUUAAGAGAUUUCGACAUAGUAACGAUUUUAAAUAACUACGAGAUUCGUAAGAAAUGUCAUUAUGAUGAUGAAGAUAUAACUGAGAAAUUAGCUGACAUUAUAGAACACCAACAUGCUCCUGAAAAUGAACGCGACAGAGAUUACUGUCCCAGUGAUAAUAUGCUUAAUACUACAUGUGAUUCCGACACCUCAUACCUUAACGUAGAGGCGUCCAGUUUUCCAGGUUAUGUCUUGCUGAGAAGGUGUAGACGUCAUGACAUGUCUCAAUUGCCAAUGAGUGAACGUUAUGUCAGUAGUUCUGCAGUGAUGAAAGGUAGGUUUGAUUACUGGUGGAACGCCAAAGAGUUCAUCUUGCAAUCCUACAAUCGAAGACGAACAUCAGAUUCAGAGUUCGAAUCAGAAUCAGCAUCUGAAUCAGCAUCAGCAACAUUGCCAAAUAGAUGGCCAUCUUCUGGACCUGUCCUGUCUUUUGUCGACUCAAACGGUCCGGCAAUAAAUGCUUAUUUAGGAAGUAGAAAUGCUCCAAUGACAACAUCCAUCAAUGCUGACAUAGUUAUAGCACUCCCAUUUCCCGAUUGGCCAGAACAAGCUAAGGACUGGAUAACACGGGCUAGACCAAGUGGUUGGCCAAGCCAGCUGUUAAUAAAGGACGUUUUAAAAGCCGGCUGUCAAAUUGUACCGACAGGACAUUACAAAAGUCCCACAGAAGAUUUUGAAUGGAGGAUUUCCUUUUCUUAUGGAGAAAUGUUUCUCUCUCGUUCUUUAUCACGUGUUCAAAGAGAACUUAUACACAUAUUUAAAGCUGUUGUACCUCAACCAUCUUAUCAUAUACUAAACAUUAUGUAUACAGAAAGCGAAUUGAUUUCAAAAGAAAAAUGGGUCAGUAAAAAUAUUGCUUCAUUAAUGUUUCAUAUUCUUGAUAUUUACAAAGAAUGUAUUAAAUCAAAAAUGUUACCGCAUUAUUUUAUACCUGACAGAAAUGUGUUGGAAAAAUUUCAAGGUGACUUUAUAGACCAUGGCCAUCGGUUGGUUCCAACAGACGAGCAUAUUGACUCUGUUUUGCUACCUUUGUACGAACUUAGAAGAAGUCCUUUGGAGAUGCUAUUGAAAAGAACAAAAUUUUUGAGUCUUCCUGAAACAUUGUAUAAUUUAGUGUUUCAGCCGUUUGUAAAAGCAUCAGAAACAGGACUACGUGAUAAAAUGGUAUAUGUUGACACUUUGGUGUUACUGUCCAAAGCUCACUUUUACCAAGGCGAUAUUGAAAGAGCUUAUCUACAUGUACAGGAUGCAAUGGUAUUUUAUAGUAAAUUAAAUAAUCGUGGUAAUUGGAAGAGCAUUAUAGAGCUGCAUAUGGCAAAUGCAGUCUUUAGUCAUUACCAUGGUAAUUUGCAGUCAGCGCUUCGCAGUCUGAAAAAACUUGAAACGUUGAUUGCACUAGAUGACGACUCGUUCAAUGAAUAUUUUGACCAUUAUCGCGUUAAGUAUUUCAUGUUAUAUGGUAGGAUAACGACUUAUAUGUCAGUUAUUGAUGGUACUGAAAAUCUUCAGAAAGCUGCAAGAUUGUAUUCGCAAACUGUUCAUUUGGAAAAAGGCAAUAUUGGCAUACUUUUAGAUAGAAUAAACUUUUUGUUAUAUAUUGAAAAGGUAGAUGAAGCAGAAAGACUAAUAAAUGAAAUAACAUCGCGCUUUUUUCCAACAGUUGAAAAAGACGAGAAGAACUCAGAAGAAUAUAUUGAAGCGAUGAAUUCUGAAAAUGACCACACAGAAACACAUUUAUCCGCCGAGGGAGAUGUGCAGGUGAAAAAACUAGACUUGGAAAACAUAGAAAUACAAAAUACUUUUCCGGAAGAUAGCCAGCUGCAGACUUCUGAUAUGGAAAUAUUGUUUCCUGAAAACAAAAACCAUGAGCAAAGUUUUCCUGUUAUGCCUACAUCAGAUAUCGAGGAAGCCAAAGUUUGUAAUGAACUUUAUAACACCGAAAGUUUUGAAGAUGAGACAAAUUUGGGGGCGCAGUUUACAACUAUACAAGCCACAGAAUUUGAGGACGACUUUGAAUUCGAACAAGAAGAUUUUGUCGAAAUUCCAGAUGAUCUUCGUCUAAUUGACUACUAUUUUGUGGAAAGAAUUAUGCUUGCCCAGAGUUAUGACAAAAUUGGUAUGAAACAAAAAUCUAACCAAAUUUUGGAAAAAGUUAAAGCUGAAAUAACAAAAUCACAUUCAAAUGGUGAAUCUAUUUUUCAAACUCUUGUUAAAUUCAUAGUUGAAAAUGACUAUGGUAAUGCUUACCGCAGCAAAAAAUUAGUUCGUAAAAACUGGAGUGAUCCGUUUAGGGAUUACAAGGGUUAUUUGGUCUAUAGUAUUGAAGAUUCUCUUAUUCUAGACAAUGAAUUGCGUUCUGUUAUCAAACAGAAAGGUGACGUCGUAAAGAUUCCGCACCUUGUCGCUCUCUUGCACUUUAAGAUACAAAUUUACAAAUUAAAGGGAAACACUGGUAGAGUAAACAAAAUUAUAAAGAUUCUAGAAGAUACCGAAAACAUGAGAAAUGAGAGUAAGUGGUUACUUGGACAUCACCUGUUCCAGUUAAAGAAGGAUGAUCAAGCUAAGGCUGUUUUCAGUGAGGCGUCUACAGGAGAAAAAGAACCCAGUAUUAAAGAAGAAAUAUUAUCCAGGAUAGAUCAGGUUAUGGAUAUUAUAAAAUCCUACGAAAUACGAAGUAUUGCGUUGGAUGACGUUGUUUUCAGUGAACAGUAGUUAAAUUUGUGUACUGUAAUUGAAAUUAUUUUUAAUGAAAUGAUAUUAAAACAUAGGGUUUUUACAAUGGAUUAUAAAAAUUACCUCGUCUAUCUUCAACAGAGAAAUUAGAAAUUGCAAUUGCGAUUUUGCGUCAAGGCUAAUGCAAUUAACAAAAACCAUCAAUACGAUCUCCAACCAAAUUUCCCAGAGAUGACUCUUCGGAUGGAAAUGAUGGCAGAAAUAGCAUCUCGUCUAAAACAUAAAUCUAAAUGGAGGAAUUUUGCAGUAAACCAUCUUCAUAUC
Messenger RNA from Anneissia japonica, 3664 nucleotides. RefSeq lists its product as uncharacterized. The transcript has 3 exons. The record is from RefSeq and is a predicted model, not a curated record. NCBI's taxonomy places the organism in Eukaryota, Metazoa, Echinodermata, Crinoidea, Comatulida, Comatulidae. Gene Ontology annotation, molecular function: protein binding. Bases 383 to 3379 code for a protein of 998 amino acids.